Sabethes cyaneus is the source of this 1890-nucleotide messenger RNA. Its product is annotated as heat shock protein 70 A2-like. Gene Ontology annotation, cellular component: cytoplasm. The coding region runs from base 10 to 1890 and encodes 626 amino acids. The record is from RefSeq and is a predicted model, not a curated record. The transcript has 2 exons. Gene Ontology annotation, biological process: cellular response to unfolded protein; protein refolding. NCBI's taxonomy places the organism in Eukaryota, Metazoa, Arthropoda, Insecta, Diptera, Culicidae. Gene Ontology annotation, molecular function: ATP-dependent protein folding chaperone; heat shock protein binding; misfolded protein binding.
GUGAAACAAAUGACAGCAAUCGGAAUUGAUCUGGGAACGACCUACUCCUGUGUGGGGGUGUUCCAGUAUGGCAAGGUCGAAAUAAUCGCCAACGAUCAGGGUAACCGGGUGACACCGAGCUACGUGGCCUUUACGCAAACGGAACGACUGAUCGGGGAUGCAGCGAAAAAUCAGGUGGCGAUGAACCCGCGGAACACGGUGUUCGAUGCCAAACGACUGAUUGGGCGACGAUUCGAUGAUCUGAAAAUACAGGAAGAUUUGAAACAUUGGCCAUUCGCAGUGCAGGAAGAAGCCGGCAAGCCGAAGAUAUGCGUUGAGUAUAAGGGCGAGCGGAAGGUGUUUGCACCGGAGGAGAUCUGCUCCAUGGUAUUGACCAAAAUGAAAGAUACCGCCGAAGCCUUUUUGGGUUGUUCAAUUCAGAAUGCAGUUAUCACCGUUCCGGCUUACUUCAAUGAUUCCCAACGACAGGCAACGAAAGAUGCGGGGGUAAUUGCUGGAUUGAAUGUUAUGAGAAUUAUUAAUGAACCGACGGCCGCGGCAUUGGCUUACGGAUUGGACAAAAAUCUUAAAGGUGAACGGAACGUUCUCAUUUUUGAUCUAGGCGGAGGAACAUUUGAUGUAUCAAUUUUAAGCAUCGAUGAGGGCUCACUGUUUGAGGUGAAAACAACCGCUGGGGACACCCAUCUUGGUGGGGAAGAUUUUGACAAUCGUCUGGUAGGCCACUUGGCGGAGGAAUUCCUGCGAAAGCACAAGAAAGAUAUCAAGGCAAAUCCGAAGGCGUUGCGACGUCUUCGAACUGCUGCCGAGCGUGCAAAACGUACACUAUCGUCGAGCACAGAAGCGACGGUUGAAGUUGAUGCUUUGGCAGAUGGUAUUGAUUUUUACACAAAAAUUUCCCGCGCCCGCUUCGAAGAACUUUGCUCGGAUCUGUUCAAAUCGACUUUGGAACCAGUGAAGCAAGCGCUAAGCGAUGCCAAAAUGAGCAAAAAGUCGAUUCACGAUGUUGUUCUGGUGGGUGGUUCGACUAGAAUUCCCAAAAUUCGAUCCCUAUUGCAAAAUCUAUUCGAAGGAAAGGCCUUAAACUUAUCAAUCAACCCUGAUGAAGCUGUCGCUUAUGGUGCUGCCAUUCAAGCAGCCAUACUGAGUGGCAGCACCGACUCCAAAAUUCAGGACGUUCUCCUGGUGGAUGUUACUCCGCUGUCACUCGGAAUCGAAACCGCUGGAGGAUUGAUGACAAAUAUUAUCGAUCGAAACAGUCGCAUUCCAUGCAAACAGAUGAAAACUUUUACAACUUACGCGGACAAUCAACCGGGUGUUACGGUACAGGUUUACGAAGGUGAACGAGCUAUGACCAGAGACAACAAUCAUCUCGGUUUGUUUGAAUUGAUGGGAAUCCCGCCGGCACCAAGAGGCUCCCCGCAAAUUGACGUUUCGUUCGAUUUAGACGCAAACGGGAUUCUAAAUGUAACGGCAGUGGAGAAAAGCUCUGGUAAAAGCCGUAACAUAACGAUCAAAAAUGACAAAGGGCGUCUUUCGCAACAGGAAAUCGACCGCAUGCUGUCGGAUGCUAAGCGUUACAAAGUGGAAGACGACCGCCAGCGAGAGUGUAUUGCUGCAAGAAAUAAAUUGGAGACCUAUUGCUUCGGUUUAAAGUCGGCUCUUGCCGAUUCUGGAAACCGUCUGAAUGAUUCGGAUAAAAAGAAGAUUCGCAAACACUGCGAUGAAACACUGAAGUGGCUCGAGCAAAAUGAUUCAGCUAAAAAAGAGGACUAUGAACGACAGUACAAGCAGAUAUCGAAAUCCUGUACGCCAAUCAUGACUAAAUUGCAUCAAAAAGGAUCAGGAACUACUACUGCUAAUGAAGGUCCAACAAUCGAAGAAGUAGAAUAG